ACAUUAGUUGGACGUUAGUUACGGCCGUUUCACGACACGGUGGCUCCUCCCUCGCUCAUUUCAUUUCUUCGUCGCCUCUUCUCUCUGUUCGACCAAGUGUUCGUUUCCGCGAGAGAAUCGCGAACGGUGAUAGUCGAUAGGGGCAACAGCGUCGGGGAUACCUGCGUGCGUUUCGUUAGGGGUCAACCACGAUCGUGACGAUUCGAUAGGAGAUCUCUGGUGAACGAUAAGGGGUCUAGCGAGCAUCCCACCAUCUUGUAGCGAAGGACGAGAUACGAGAGCGGAAAGAUGGACGCGGCUAGGUCGUUCUAGCAUUAGGACAGCAUCGUUGGUGCGAAGUAGAGAUAGGGCGCGGCUGUUUCCUGGUCUCUCCCCGAAGAUCCAAGCGAAGGAUCGAACCGGAACCGUGGUGCGGAACCGCGGACGAGAAUACAAGUGUUUGCGUUUCAUGAAUACAUCGUCGCGGCCCAGCCUAGUUAUGUUCUCGAUCGAGUACAGCGAGCAAUUCCUGAGCUACCGUAUACUCAAGUCGAACCGGUUCAAGUACAUCUGACGAUACGGACUCGGACUAAGUGUGAUUAAAGGGUGCGCCCUAACUGCGGCGAGAGUGUGUACGCGAACGUACUGUGCCGGUGGUCGACUUGUCGUUCCUACGGUCUGCUCAGACAACAAACAAACGGAAGAAACGGACCGUUGUCCGUCAACGAGAAGGCAAGACCUGGAAAGUCUUGUUCACUCUGAACACCGGAUGCACCGAGUCAGCUUUCUGCGAUCGCCACGGAUCCAGGAAGCUGCGGCUGCCUUUGAAAGGGUUAUAAGAUUGAUCAGCGAUUCGAAUCGAUAGGCGAACACCAGUAAAUGAAACGAAAUUACAGAGAUUCGUGAUAGAGGGAACAUCUCGAAAGGAUAUGAACUAGCUUUUAAACCUUCCGGCAACGCCAAAUAAUAAACCCAUUGAAUUAUCGUUAACGCGUCUCUGGUCGAAUUGGUAUUGUUAAAAUCAAAAGCAAAAAAAAAGAAAUAAAAGAAGCAAAGAUUAAAGGAAUUAAAAAUGAUCGUUUACGUACCGGGUAGAAUGCCAAGCCACGUUGGUCCUUACGGAGGCGCUCGUUACCCGGGCACCCAGCUAGGAGCAGCAGUCCCGGCUUUUUACAGCCCAGUUAUUUCCGGUUAUCCAACCAGCCCUAACUCCAGCUACUACGGCAGCCUCGGCUUUCGUCAGCAAACGUCGCUGGACCUUCCGGUUUGGCCGCGAAGGAUGCCGGUCGAGGAGGAACUGGGAACGUCACCUUCGGCCACCUUGCCAGGAUUGGGAGCAUCGCCGAACGGUCUGGCGAACGCUGGACCACCGAGUCCCGCGCAUAGCGACUCGGAUGCCUCCAGCUCCAGCUUGGAGCUUGGCUCCAUUCGUCGUGGGGAAAAUGCCCAACUGAAAUGCAGAUGGCAAAAUUGUGGUCGGUGGUUCACGUCCUUGGAACAACUAGCAGGACACGUUGCGCGACUCCACGCUGCGCCAGGACCACGUGGACUGUUUUAUUGCGGCUGGGAAGGAUGCGCGAGGGGCGAACGUGGAUUUAAUGCAAGAUACAAGAUGCUGGUCCACGUGCGAACGCACACGAACGAGAAACCGCAUCACUGUUUCCAAUGCGACAAGAGUUUCAGCCGAGCGGAGAACCUGAAGAUCCAUGCCCGUUCUCACACAGGCGAGCGCCCUUACGUUUGCCCGGUCGAAGGCUGUAACAAGGCGUACUCGAACUCUUCGGACAGGUUCAAACACACGAGAACCCACGCGGUGGACAAGCCGUACUGCUGCAAGGUGCCGGGCUGCCCGAAAAGGUAUACCGAUCCCUCGUCCCUGCGCAAACACGUGAAAACAUACAGGCACUACGUGAACAACAACGAUAAGGUUCAAGAAAAAAGUUUCGACGAGAACAACUCACAGGAGAAGAUCAGGCUGGUCGACAGCACGUCGCCUGAAAAGCAGAGCAGUAGCGCGCAGUCCGAGUCUGACAAAAAGGACAGCAGCAUCGAAAGCAGCGUGUCGGGUACUAGUCCCAAGGCGAGCAACAGCUUCGAAGAGCAAAGGAACUUCGUCGAGUGGAACAACAUGUACAAUCUCCAAGAGCAACGCAAGGAACAGGAACGAGUCACCCCUGUAAAAGUCUACGAGCAAGAGGUGAAAAUCUAUCCAAGGAUCUACGAUGAGAACAGUUACAUAAUACCAGACAAGAUUCAAGUGAAUCCCAUGUACGUUACCAACAACCCGGUGAUCAAGGAGAGUCCUUCGGUCCACUCGCCUCAGACCAGUCCAGCUCACCUUCCCGACGCUCUGUCGUGUAUCGGGAUGCAGUCGACUCCCAUCAAGACCGAGGAACCCAUCGAGUGUUCGAACAAGGUCAGCACGGUCGAUUACAGGAACAUCGAGUCGAUCGUCAACAGCGCACCCUGCAAGAAAGAAAGUACCGUAACUUGCGACCCGGUGAGAAAUUCUGUGAUAAAACGAGCUGAGGACCUGAAGAUGGAAGUCGAGCAACUACCGAGCAAGGAGGACGUCUGCAAGAACACCACCGACUGUUGUUGCCGUCACAAGUGUUGCGUCCACAGCAACGAGAACAUCAUUGAGAAGACGAAAAUCCUUUCGGAUCUGAUCCUGAAAGCGCAGAAUCCUCUGUUCAGACAUCUCCUGGGCACGGUGGAUCUCCAAUACGGUCUGCAGAACAUGUGGGGCAACAUCGUCGACACGAACAACACCUGUGGACAAGAUCUUCGAGUUAAAAACGAGAACGUCGUUGAAAUGGAACAAGAUCUUCCUCUAGAUCUGACGAUCAACAAGUAAAGAGACCUUGGACAGUUCUUCUUGAGCGAAGAAUUUAUUUUUCAGGUUGUGAGAGACUGCGAUGUCUCAAACUACCGACCGUGGUUCGCGUUAAACGUUUUCAGGGCCGUCCUGCGCUUCAAGUGCCUUCCAACGAUUCUACCUUUAAUAUUUUACGAUAUUCUGACGUAGAAACGAAGCUGUCGAUCCAGGGCGACCUUGAACGUUCACAAAAUUGAGUCAGUUAUUACUCGAACCAUGGCCGGUCUUUGCUUCCGAAGAUUCUAUCAUAUAACUUUUUCUUUUCAUUCAAAUUAGAUGUUUUCAAGUUUGAACUUCACUCUGUUCGGUGGUUAUCUGAAAAAUAGCUCGGUUAAGAAAUAGAAAUAUGCGGGAAGUAAUCGUACCGGUGAUAAAGGAUCAAAGUUGAGUGGAAGGUUGCCAUUGUGAUUAGACUGCGAAAAGCCAAAUAUCUUGUAAUAGGAUGAAGUCAAACGAAGCAGGAUACAGUCUGAAAUCGAAUGAGACUUGCUCAAUCAAAUGAGACUUAAACGGUUUGCACUGAAAUCACAGAUAACAGUAUGGUUGGUGAAUAAACUCUCUGUAUAAUAAUAUGUGUGAAAGAAAUGUCUCGGUAUGCUAUGUUAAACACCUAUGUAUGAUAUGUACAUAAAGAUAUAUUAUCUGUAAGAUGUUCGAAAAUGUUAGAGGCGUGGAGAAGGAGAAAAGUACGUGUGUUUCUGCGACGAAAAGAGCGUGUUUUAACGACAUUAAACUAUACAAUAAAAGCACAUUAUUUAUGUAAAAAAAU
This is a messenger RNA of Osmia bicornis bicornis, 3626 nucleotides long. RefSeq names its product zinc finger protein GLI1-like. Bases 1052 to 2836 code for a protein of 594 amino acids. Gene Ontology annotation, biological process: smoothened signaling pathway; regulation of transcription by RNA polymerase II. Gene Ontology annotation, cellular component: nucleus. Gene Ontology annotation, molecular function: DNA-binding transcription factor activity, RNA polymerase II-specific; zinc ion binding; RNA polymerase II cis-regulatory region sequence-specific DNA binding. The record is from RefSeq and is a predicted model, not a curated record. The transcript is spliced from 3 exons. NCBI's taxonomy places the organism in Eukaryota, Metazoa, Arthropoda, Insecta, Hymenoptera, Megachilidae.